Spinacia oleracea (spinach) is the source of this 2846-nucleotide messenger RNA. RefSeq names its product zinc finger protein VAR3, chloroplastic. Gene Ontology annotation, cellular component: cytoplasm. Bases 135 to 2429 code for a protein of 764 amino acids. The record is from RefSeq and is a predicted model, not a curated record. Lineage: Eukaryota; Viridiplantae; Streptophyta; Magnoliopsida; Caryophyllales; Amaranthaceae. The transcript is spliced from 5 exons. Gene Ontology annotation, molecular function: mRNA binding.
ACGGCCAGUGAAGACACACAUAAGCCUACUAUGGUAUGAUUGAAUUUUCCGGUGUAACUAACGUUAAUAAAAAGAAUGACACAAACCACAGAAAACUACAAAAAAGUUGAGAAUUUUAUUUGAGCGCGGAACAAAUGGGUGGCGCCACCAUACGGUUCUUCACUCUCUUAUCAUCUCCCUUGCCUCUCCUCCACCCUCGCCGCCCAUCUUCCCUCCUCCUCCUCCGUAUCCGACGCCUCGCCUUUCACCGCUCCUCCCUCUUUCAUUCUCCUCUCCCGCUACACUUUCUCUCUCCUCCCAAAUGCUCCCAACAACUGCACACCCACCAUGCUCAGCCUCUUUGGGAUGAAACCCCAUCUGUAAACUCAAAUGGGUUUUCAAUUUCUGCCUCAGAUUAUCAUCAUCAAUGGCCCGAGUUUUUGGGUUUCGUUAAUUGGGUUUUGCAAUCUGGGUACGGUAGUGCACCAUUUGAUGUUUCUCAGUUUGUGGGUGCGCAACAAUUGGAUGAGAAUUUCCUGAGGGGUGCUAAUUCGUGUUUGGCAUUUGCCAGAGCUUUCCCCACUCUUUUGUGGUCUCUUCCGAAGGAGGAUAUAGAGGUGGUUGUCAAUAAUGGAUCGCCGUUUCUGUUUGCAAAUGCUUCUGCCGCAGCGGCAAGGAUGAACAUUUUCUUGGGUGAUGGCAUUGAUAAUGUAUUAGAUUCUGAUAAACCAAGCACAGUCGAUCUCAUGGAAUUUUUAUUAAGUUAUGCCCACAUGGCAGAAAACAAGCAAAUAUGCAGUAGUGUUGAAUCAACAGUGAGGAAAUUGUUCAGUGAAUUGGCUAAAUCCAAAGGAAGCUCUGUGGAGCCUCUUGCGACAGGACAGAAACAGCUUUCUGAAAGAUAUGAGAAAGCAUCAAGAUCUCCUGGAAAAAAUUUGGAGAUGAAGAAAGGAGACUGGAUAUGCCAAAGGUGUAGUUUUAUGAACUAUGCUAAGAACUCUCAAUGCCUUGAGUGCAAGGAGCAUCGACCACAGAAACUAUUAACUGGUGGAGAAUGGGAAUGUCCUCAAUGUGACUUCUGUAACUUUGGUAGGAAUGUGGUAUGCUUGAGGUGUGAUUGCAAAAAACCUGCAGUCGAUCGAUUCCUGAGGCCCACUAGUGUCUCAAGCUUGAGAGGUGACACCUCUUCUGUUAAAGGUAAUACCGAGGAAUUAAUAACUGGGACUGAAGAGGAGCAACAGUGGUUCACUAAGAUAUCUCAGUUGGAAAAAUCAUCUGAUAUGAGCAGUGCUCUAACAGAUGAAGAUUUGCCUGAGACCAUGAAGGCACGGGAUAAUAAGUUUACUUGGUCUGCUGCAAGCACAAAAACCUCAGGCACCAUUGACAAUCCUGGUCAAAGUUAUUCCCAAACAGCUGGUGAUGAGAACAGCAUCCAUACGAAAAUUAGCCAGAGUCUAGAAGAACUUACAGGUGAAAAAUCUUUUCCUUAUAGGAAUAGAGAUGAUAAUUUUGGAAAAAAUAGCAGAACUUCAAGCCCUUCUGCAAUGUCUAGUUCUGCUUCUUCUCAAUAUGGGCAACAUAGUGAGCUAAAGUCUUAUGCUCCAGUUCAACAACAAACUGAUGAAAAGUCUCCAAAUCAGAUGGGGAAUAAAGAUUAUGAGAGAGAACAAGCUGAAAAAUCUGAAAGAUGGUUUAAGAAGGGAGCUGAGAUGCAUGACGUGAACGACCUGCCUAGUGCAAUAUCUGAUGACGACUUCCCAGAAAUCAUGCCAAUGCGCAAAGGAGAGAAUCGAUUUGUUGUUAGUAAGAAGAAAGACCGUUCUUUGACUUCUCCGAUGUACAAGAGGCGUGCUGCGAUGGAGCAAGCGAGUAACAAUAAUUAUGUCCCAUUUGUCCCUUUCCCACCUGAUUAUUUUGCCAAGGACAGAUCACAAGAAGGGUCACAAUCAACUCAGUUAAAUGAACAGACUGGUGCAACGAGGUCAGACUCUGGAGGGCAAGGAGAAAGGAUGGAAGAUAAAUUCAGCAAGCCAGUUUUCGAGGUAUCUAAUAAUGUAGAUCAAAAGCCAACUAUUGAUUCUCAAUUCAGUUCUCCCAGUAAACAUUCUGAAUCUCAGAGCACAAGUAAGGAUUCAAAUUUCAAUGACUCUUGGAGAGAAAGGAGUUUGGAGGGAUCAGCAGUUAAGGAAUCGGAUCCACUGGAUAUGUCUGAGGAAGCUAAGGCAGAGAGGUGGUUUCGACGUGUUGCUCAGAUAAAGGACAUUUCAGAGCUGAGCCAGAUUCCUGAUGAAGAUUUUCCCUCUAUAAUGCCAAUGAGGAAAGGAGUGAACCGAUUUGUGGUAAGUAAGAGGAAAACACCUUUGGAGAGACGGUUGACAUCUUCACAGUACAAGAGGAACCUUCCAGUUGUGAGCUCUGAUCCCGUGAGGAAAGAAACAGACUCUAAUUGAGAAUUCAAACGACGACUUGCUGAGCUUUGUGCCAGCAUGAAUUUGAUAAUACCUCUGUAUGUGUUGCUAUUUGUAAGCUCUGAUGCAUUAGGCUGAAAGUUUUGUUACCCAAUUAUGGAGAUAGUGGAUUAUUCACCACGAGGCUAGCAAAUGAAGUUUUGAACUAGCUGGUGUUGCGAUGUAUGGAAUUUGAGUAAACUGCAUUUGAAUGUCAAAUACAGUAAGUAAUUGAUUUAUGUCUUUUACUAAAGGGGGCCUUUGGCUUUGUAUACUAGAUAUUUAAUUAAAGGGGAAAAAAUCACGAUUAGUUCAGACAAUCUGGUUGUUGUUCUUUCAACAAAUUCUACUUGUUGGAUUUCCUGUCCAAGUGUUAUGCUUGAUGAUAACUGCAGUCAGUUACAAAAACUGUAUCAUAAA